AUGCUUCGCUCCGCCCAGACCGACGAGGUUGCGACCGUUUGGGAGAUCAGCGGCCCGAAAACCAUCCUGGUUGCGUAUGCCAUCGCCUUCAGCACCUUCAGCGCUGGCGUGUGGAUCGGUGCCGCCGUCUACAAGGAGUUUGAAAUGCCGCAGCAGAAGACCUGGCAGCUCCAGCAGAACGCGCAGCGCAACUUAUUUUGGUGGAAUAGCACGCGGGCUUCGGGAAAGCAAAAGCACAAGCACAAGAGCUACGCCGUAAAGCACAAGACGGCGGCCGCGGCGCAGCACAACAAGACGGGCGUUCGGCGAGAGGCCCGUCAGAACAAGACGCACGCUCGGCGCGUGGCCGCACGGGCCGCGGCGCGGAGGACGCUCGAAGUAGUGCCGCGCAUGCUGCCUCGGCCGCCAGAGUGCGCAGAGGACUGGGGCAGGGACCUGCAGCCGCCGUCAAAGGGCCCAACCAUCCUGCGAGACUUUUCGGAGGCGAGCUGUGCAUGCAGGAGCACAAAGUGCAGUAAGCUGGCGAUCACGGCCGACCUUUGCUCCGAGUCGGCGAGGAGGGUAAUCUGGCAGCUUGAUCCGAAAAAGAAGCAAGUAGGCAUGCACCGGAAAGAAUGGGAGUAUCAUUACAUCAUCCGCGCGCUCAACGCGUCGGGCAAGCUGCGCCCGGGCAUGCGAGGUAUCGUCUUUGGGGUCGGCCGGGACCCGCUGGUGAGCUAUUUUGCCUCGCUUGGCGUGCGGGUGCUCGCGACCGACCUCGGCCCCAAAGACACAACUGCAUGGGACACGGUGAGCAAGGACUCGCUUUUUCGGGAGCACUUGCUGUCUCGCUCGCAAUUCGAUGAGCUCGUGGAGUUCCGAGCCGCCGACAUGAACGACAUCUCCACCAUCGACGGGCAGUUUGACUUCGUGUGGUCGACAGGCUCCGUUCAGCACGUCGGCUCGAUCGCGCUCGGCAAGGCAUUUGCGAUGGCCUCCAUGCUGCUGCUGAAGCCAGGCGGCAUGGCCGUGCACACCACCGAGUUCUCCCUCUCCUCGCUCGAGAAGACGGUGGACAGCGUCCGUGGCAGGAAGACUAACACGGUGAUCUGGCGGCGGCGCGAUGUGGAGGGUCUCCUCGGCGAGCUGCGCAAGAGUGGCUACAAGACUGCCGAGACUUGCCUAUCGGCCGGGCGCAGCGGCCUCGACACGCUUGUGGACUUGCCGCCAUACCACCCGACGAGACACUUGCGGCUGCAGGUGCUGAAGCACGUCGUAACCUCGUUCGGAUGGGUUGCCUGGACAGACAGGGCUUAG
Messenger RNA from Emiliania huxleyi CCMP1516, 1296 nucleotides. RefSeq lists its product as hypothetical. The transcript has a single exon. Gene Ontology annotation, molecular function: S-adenosylmethionine-dependent methyltransferase activity. NCBI's taxonomy places the organism in Eukaryota, Haptophyta, Isochrysidales, Noelaerhabdaceae. Bases 1 to 1296 code for a protein of 431 amino acids. The record is from RefSeq and is a predicted model, not a curated record.